Molecule: messenger RNA, 892 nt
Organism: Coffea eugenioides
Lineage: Eukaryota; Viridiplantae; Streptophyta; Magnoliopsida; Gentianales; Rubiaceae
Product: ribulose bisphosphate carboxylase small chain SSU8, chloroplastic-like
Exons: 3
Coding region: 64-609 (181 amino acids)
Source: RefSeq, a predicted model, not a curated record
AGGCCAUAUGAUUGAUUCCCUUGCUAUUAUUAGAAGAAAAACGAAGGCAACGAGCUAGCGAGAAUGGCAUCCUCAAUGAUCUCCUCGGCAGCUGUUGCCACCACCACCAGGGCCAGCCCUGCUCAAGCUAGCAUGGUUGCACCCUUCAACGGCCUCAAAGCCGCUUCUUCAUUCCCCAUUUCCAAGAAGUCCGUCGACAUUACUUCCCUUGCCACCAACGGUGGAAGAGUCCAGUGCAUGCAGGUGUGGCCACCAAGGGGACUGAAGAAGUACGAGACUUUGUCAUAUCUUCCAGAUCUCACCGACGAGCAAUUGCUCAAGGAAAUUGAUUACCUUAUCCGCAGUGGAUGGGUUCCUUGCUUGGAAUUCGAGUUGGAGAAAGGAUUUGUGUACCGUGAAUACCACAGGUCACCGGGAUACUAUGACGGACGCUACUGGACCAUGUGGAAGCUGCCUAUGUACGGCUGCACGGACGCAACUCAGGUGCUGAACGAGGUUGGGGAAUGCCUGAAGGAAUACCCAAAUUGCUGGGUCAGGAUCAUCGGAUUCGACAACGUCCGUCAGGUGCAGUGCAUCAGUUUCAUUGCCGCCAAGCCAAAGGGUUUCUAAGCCCCUUCUUCACAAAUUUGGCCCCGGCCCCGGCCCCGGCCCCUCAAAUUUGAGGCUGCGAUUCUUGGCAGUUGACAGUUAGUUGUCAAUAAAAUUGAGAACUGGGGCUGUACUUUUAGCUGUUUUUCAUUUUUAUUUGCCUUUUCCGUGGUGGUCUGGUUUUGCUUCUAUUCUUCUCCUUUCUUUUUUUCCGCUUUGACAUUCGGUUUCGGUAUAUGUUUCCGGAUUUCCAAAGAUAUGUAUGAGACUUUAAUAAUGAAAGCCGCUUUAUAUUCAUCUGCUA